Adineta ricciae is the source of this 4797-nucleotide messenger RNA. The record is from the annotation of a GenBank genome assembly. Lineage: Eukaryota; Metazoa; Rotifera; Eurotatoria; Adinetida; Adinetidae.
AUGCACGGAGAAAGAGACGGACGAACCUUAUCGUCACCGCCUCCAUCCAUGCUUACCGAUGAGACAGCUAAGAAUGAUAUUAAUACGAAUUCAUCCUCAACGCACACUCCACCAACUGAACUAGCUUAUCUACCAAUUGGAUGUUCGGUUAGUGCGAAAUAUCGUGGAGCAUUUUGUUCAGCACAAGUCAAAGCAUUUGAAAAACAAGUUAAAUUAAAAGUCACACUAGUGGAUAGUGGUGAUACAAUCACAAUUUCCGAAGAACAGAUUGUUCAUCCAACUACAUUACGCAUUGGCAAUACGGUUACAAUUCGUUUAAAUCCAUCAAAUCGUCGUCAAUCGAAUGAUUCGAAUUCUCAUCAACAUUAUUCACGAAGUGGUUUAGCUGCAUUUAUCAAUCCUACAAAUCCCGAUGAAAAACAGGCAACUAUCAAACAAAUCAUCGACAAUAGUCUCUAUACUGUCGUUUUCAAUGAUGGAGAUGAAAAAUCGCUGAGACGUUCAUCAUUAUGUUUACAAGGUGUUCGUCUUUAUCAGAAUCAAUAUGGUCAACAGAAAAUUCUCGAAGAAAUUCCUACUACCACACCGACAGCAUCAAUCUCCCCGCCGCCACCGCCGCCAUCAUCAUCAUCGACAGUAACACCGUCAACGGACACAACGAAUGCCAAUCCAAGUGAUGUUUCGACGGUCGUGGCUAUUAAACGACAAGGAAAUAACGAUCAAAACGUUUUCCCAGCAAUAGUACUCAAACGAAAAGCGUUGGCUGAUUACAUGUGGGUACGAAGUUUCGUUGAUGGAAGAGAAUAUAUUGUUCACACACGUGAUGAUGUACAACCUUAUCAUAAUAAUCAAGACAUUCAAGCACUAUGUCGUGCGUCGUCGAAGCAAGCGACACAAGCUUGUGAGAAAUUCAUAAAAUACAAUCAAAUUCCAGCUGUUUGGCAAAAGAAGAAACGACAACAGCAGAAAUCGGAUAAUAAAAAUACUCAGAGCGAUGAAGAAAAUAGUAGUGAAAGUGAAUCCAGUUCAAGUGAAUCUGAUGAUGAUGACGACGACGAGAUCGAUGAAGAAACUGCCGAAGAAAAAGAUUCGUUCGUGGCUCAACUAUUUGCAUUCAUGGACGAUAGAGGAACACCAAUAAACAAUAUUCCUAAAGUUCAAAACUACGAUCUUGACCUUCAUCGUCUAUUCAAGCUUGUUCGACUGUACGGUGGUUUCAAUAAGGUGACUAAAAAUGACCAAUGGGAAACCAUUCAUAUCAAAAUGGGUUUGCCCGAUGAAGUUUCAACGGAAAAUGGUCGAUCAAUCGAGCAAGCCUAUCGAAAAUACUUGUUUGCGUACGAAGAUCUCUCGAAGAAAUUGGGUUCAAUGAACGCACCGAGUGCUUAUUUCGGUGGCCGAACCAGUAUGGGUAGUGAUUCGAGGCGAAGUUUAAUACGUGCACGACAACAGCAGCAACAUGAAGAAGAAAAGAAUCAAAAGAAGACAGCCAAAUCGAAACAAUCUCCUGCAUCGGUGAAACAAAGAUCUCGCAAAAGCAAUGAAUCUCAAGCAUCUGUUGAUUCAAAAGCAACUUCUACAGCAAAGAAAUCUAUACCUAAAUCACCGAUAACGCCCAAUCGCAAAGGUCCAAAUAAAAGUAAACCAUCGAAUGUUAUCUCAUCCAGCUCAUCAGAGUCGGAAAGUGAAUCGGAAACUGAAACAUCCGACGAUGAAUCGAGUCGUUCAUCAUCAUCACAUUGUACGAAAUCAAAAGCUAAGCCAGCACCUUCACAAACACCAUCGAAAAAGUCUACCGUUUCAUCAUCGGCUAUUCCGAAAAAGACCAAUCCACCGUCAACUUCCUCGACUUCGACAUCAACGAAAACCGAUGCGAAGAAAGCUUCAGGCAGUACCAAACCCGUUUCAUCGUCUUCAUCAGCAUCCAAUGUCGAUAGCAAACAAUCGAAAUUAACAAUAACAAUACCUAUUGCUAAACCGAAAGCACAAUCAAGCAGUUCGUCAUCAGGUCAGCCUGUUAAAAAAGUCACUGUCACAUCGUCGAACAAAGAUGACAAGAAAAAAGUUCCCGAUAUCAAAUCCGUUCCAAUUAAAAGCGAACCGAAAUCAAUUUCGUCAUCGUUAACUAAGAAACCAGUGAUUUCGCCAGCGAAAUCAUCUCAAAUUACGAAAACAUCUCAGCAGCAGAAAAAUUCAUCGAAUGAACUGAGUAAAUCAAGUACGACGGUGCCAAGCAAUAAAACACCUUCAUCUCUAUUACCAUUCAAACCCAAAACAACUCAUUCACAAACAUCAACGAAUAAUAAUAAUAAUAAUAAUAAUAACAGCAAAGAUCGAACAGGACUUUCAAAACCAUCGUCGUCGUCAUCAUCAUCUUCGUCAACAACAGCAAAAGAUCUUUCUCGUCACGUUAAAUCAACAAAGUUCAGUGCUUCUUCGACGAAAACUACUUCACAAGAACGAUCGGCUUCCACACCUGUCAAAAAGACGAAACCAACUGGCCAAGAGGAUAGUAUCACGAAACCCAUAUCAGCUGCACCAACAAUGAAAAUUCCAAAAAUCUCUUCAAAUACGGAUCCAACAAAGAAACCAACAACUCCCAUCGAUAAAAUACCUAAAAAACAGGUACUAAAAGAAGGUACCAGUAAAAUACCUAAAAUUCAAGACAGCUCGUCAACCAAUAAAUCACAUACCGCCGGUACACAAACAAAACCUUCCUUGCCGUCUCCAACUCGUCCAGCAGUUUCUGAAUCUACGAAAAAGACUACUAUACGUGAUGUGUCCCCAGUAUCUAUCCCUCCUGUAUCACCAUCACCACCGCCACCACCAGCAACAGCUGUUCCGUCCAACACAGAUGCAGCAACGGCUGACCCAACACCAGCUAGUAGCAUACAAAACACUAGUACUCCAACUGAUCCAACUCCAGAAGUGAAAUUACCCGAAGCUCCGUUAGCACUGCCAGUCUCAUCCACAACUAUGAAAGAAUCGAAUGAGAAUGAUACUCCUGCAACAACUUCAAACAAACGUUCGCAUUCGGACGAAAAUUCUGAACCUGUCUUUACAUCAUCGUCAGUUUCGGAAGCCGAAGAACAACUAUCUCCGUCGAAACGAGCUCGCCGAUCGAUAUCAUCGCAAGAAAGCACCGAGACUUUCAGCAGUAAUAAUGAUCAACCAACGACAACAGACACAAUCUCAGCCAAUCGCAAUACUCAACUAACGUACGAUGACAUAUUUAUAAACGAUAUCCUGUUAGUAACAUGGGGCAAUCAUGGAACAAAACAAUAUCCAGCCCGAUGUAUCGAGAAAAAUGAUGAUAAAAAGGAGCUAUUUGUACACUACACCGGAUGGAAUUCUCGUCAUGACGAAUGGGUUAAAUUAGACCGUGUUAUCGAACGUAAAGAUACAACAAAUACGAAUACACUAUUCCAACAACGGCCACGUCGCACUAGUCAAAUUAAUACAUUACGACAACAACACCUUGAUUCAACAACUUCAUCAAACUCGAAUGAACAGAAUAAUCCACAGCAAGUCACUAGUUCAACGUCGGCCGAUCUUACUUCAUCGUCAACACUGAUUGACGAUGAUCUACUACACAAAAAUUCAAAACCCAUAUCUGUUGAAAAGGCCAAAACCGAAGAAUCGGACACUGACGAUAAUAGUCAAAGUCAACAUGAAAAUUGGCCUAAUGUUGAAACAAUAUCCUCGACGGAUGAUGAUGCAUUGUCGUCUGCAUCUACCGUUCGUACAAGUCAAUCUGAUACCAAUCGAUUACCAACGGAUGAACCAACAAACAUCCGACGAAGUAUAUCCGUGACUAAGAACGAAAAUAUCCUUUCUACUCCUGGUGAAUUUGAAGCAACUGAUGACAAUGAUAUUGGAUCUAGUUCAGUACGAGACGAUGAUCAUGUUCAUGCUACCAUUCCCAAACGAAGGCAAUCAAGAGCAGCAUCAUCAAACAAUAAAGUGGAUUCUACAUCAACUGUAAAGACAGAACAAGUCGAAGAACCGUUUCUUGCAAUAUCAGAUAUACAUGAACAUCCUCAUCAAUACCCGUUUUAUGUAAAAGAAGAAACAAUCGAUAGUUCUUCAAUUUCUCAGCAAACCAUCCGAACGCCAUUCAUAGCACCAACAACAUCUCUUCUAGCCGAUACUAUCUCACCUCUAUCGAACAUACUGUCUUCACCACCGUUAACAGCAACUGGUAAUCGCCGUGCAUCAGUACGACAACAGAAACGACGUACACUACGUGAACCGAAUAGUACGAAGGAUACAUCGGCAUCCGCAAAGAAGAGAACGAAAUUGGAUCAUGGUGCUGCUCUCAGCAUUGAUCUUGGUGGGGACAAUAACUCCAAUGGUGAUCAAACUCCAACAAGGUCAAAUUCAACUGAACAACAAGCAUCAGAUAAUGCCACAAAUAAACGUCAUCGAACAGCAGGACGACGUGGUGGAAAACGAUCGGCGAAUCAACCAGAAUAUGAAAACGAAGAUUAUCGAUCCAGUUCACCAUCGAAUAUGACUAUGCGUCAACAAUUGAAGGACAUGUUCAAACAUCGACCGAGUCGUUACAAUUUUCUUGAUCUGAAUAACAAUUUAACUGGUGAUGAACGUAUAACACAUCUUAAAGAUCGUAUGCGUGACUGUCAAAAAGUCUUUUUUAAUCUCAAGAGUGCGCUAGUUAAAAUUGAAAAACAACGCAAAGCAUUUCUUCGAAAACAAAAACCAAUUCUAUCAGCAGCAUCGGGAACAAUCAUACAAUCAACACCAACUGAGAUUUUGGGAACAUCAACAUGUACAUAA